AUGGACAAGAUCCUGGAGGGCCUGGUGAGCUCGUCCUACCCGCUGCCGGUGAAGCGGGUGAUCGUGCGGAAGGUGGUGGAGUCGGCCGAGCACUGGCAGGAUGAGGCGCAGUGCCAGGCCAUGUUUGACCUGACCACCCGGCUCAUCUUGGAGGGCCAGGACCCCUUUCAGCGGCAGGUGGGGCACCAGGUGCUGGAGGCCUACGCACGGUACCACCGGCCCGAGUUCGAGUCCUUCUUCAACAAGACGCUCGUGUUGGGCCUUCUCCAGCAGGGCUACCAUUCGCUGGACAGGAAAGAUGUGGCCAUCCUGGACUACAUCCACAACGGCCUGAAGCUCAUCAUGAGCUGCCCCUCGGUGCUGGACCUCUUCGGCCUGCUGCAGGUGGAGGUGCUGCGGCUGGUGUGUGAGCGGCCCGAGCCGCCGCUGUGUGCCCGGCUCAGCGACCUCCUGAGCGACUUCGUGCAGUGCAUCCCCAAGGGGAAGUUGUCCAUCACCUUCUGUCAGCAGCUGGUUCGAACGAUAGGCCACUUCCAGUGCCAGUCCACCCAGGAGAAAGAGCUGCGGGAAUAUGUCGCCCAGGUGACCAAAGUGAGCAACUUGCUGCAGAACAUUUGGAAGGCCGAACCCUCCACCUUGCUGCCUUCCCUGCAGGAAAUUUUUGCAAGCAUCUCUUCCACGGAUGCAUCAUUUGAACCUUCUGUAGCAUUGGCAAGCCUUGUGCAGCAUAUUCCUCUUCAGAUGAUUACAGUUCUCAUCAAGAGCCUUACUACGGAUCCAAAUGUCAAAGAUGCAAGUAUGACCCAAGCUUUUUGCAGGAUGAUUGAUUGGCUGUCCUGGCCAUUGGCUCAGCAUGUGGAUACAUGGGUGAUUGCACUCUUGAAAGGACUGGCAGCAGUCCAAAAGUUUACUAUUUUGAUAGAUGUUACUUUACUGAAAAUAAAACUGGUUUUUAAUCGACUUCGGUUUCCUCUUGUGAGGCCUGGUGCUCUUGCAGUUCUUUCUCACAUGCUGCUUAGUUUUCAGCAUUCUCCAGAGGCAUUCCAUUUGAUUGUUCCUCAUGUGGUUAAUUUGGUUCACUCCCUCAGAAAUGAUGGUCUGCCUUCCAGUACAGCCUUCUUAGUACAGUUAACAGAAUUAAUACACUGUAUGAUGUAUCAUUACUCUGGAUUUCCAGAUCUCUACGAACCCAUUUUGGAAGCAAUAAAGGACUUACCUAAGCCCAGUGAGGAGAAGAUUAAAUUGAUUCUCAAUCAAAGUGCCUGGACUUCUCAAUCUGACGCUUUGGCAUCUUGCUUGUCUAGACUUUCUGGAAAAUCUGAAACUGGGAAAACUGGUCUUAUUAAUCUAGGAAAUACAUGUUACAUGAACAGUGUUAUACAAGCAUUGUUUAUGGCCACAGAUUUCAGGAGACAAGUAUUAUCUUUAAAUCUAAAUGGGUGCAAUUCAUUAAUGAAAAAAUUACAGCAUCUUUUUGCCUUUUUGGCUCAUACACAGAGAGAAGCAUAUGCACCUCGGAUAUUCUUUGAAGCUUCCAGACCUCCAUGGUUUACCCCCAGAUCACAGCAAGACUGUUCUGAAUACCUCAGGUUUCUGCUAGACAGGCUCCAUGAAGAAGAAAAAAUCUUGAAAGUUCAGUCCUCACACAAGCCUUCUGAAAGUCUGGGAUGCAUUGAAACUUCUUCUCAGGAAGUAGCCAGUAAGGCAGCUGUACUGACAGAGACCCCUUACACAAGUGAUGGUGAGAAGACUUUGAUAGAAAAAAUGUUUGGAGGAAAACUACGAACUCACAUAUGUUGUUUGAACUGCAGGAGUACCUCACAAAAAGUGGAAGCCUUUACUGAUCUCUCCCUCGCCUUCUGUCCUUCCUCUUCCAUGGACAGCUUGUCUUUCCAAGAUCCAGCAUCAUCGCUCAGUAUACCGGAUGGUGGUCUACUGCAAGCCUGUCCUGGUCCUUCAGAAGAACCAGGAAUUUAUAAUCCAGCAGCAGCUACCUUUGUCUAUGAUUCAGUUAUGAAUGAAAGAAUGGCAGGCCGCCCUCCUGAUGAAUUUUGCUGUACUGAAAAUACUUCUGUCCCUAGUGAAUCUAAUAAGAUUUUUGCUAAUAAAGAUGUACCUCAGAAGCCAGGAGGUGAAGCCACACCUUCAGUAACUGACUUACUAAAUUAUUUUUUGGCUCCAGAGAUUCUUACUGGAGACAACCAGUAUUAUUGUGAAAACUGUGCCUCUUUGCAGAAUGCCGAGAAAACUAUGCAAAUCACGGAGGAACCCGAAUACCUUAUUCUUACUCUCCUGAGAUUUUCAUAUGAUCAGAAGUAUCACGUGAGAAGAAAAAUUUUAGACAAUGUGUCACUGCCACUGGUUUUGGAGUUGCCAGUUAAAAGAACUACUACUUUUUCUUCAUUGUCAGAAAGUUGGUCUAUAGAUGUUGACUUCACUGAUAUUAGUGAAAACCUAGCUAAAAAAUUAAAGCCUUCUGGGACUGAAGAAGCUUGCUGUCCCAUUUUGGUGCCCUAUCUAUUAAGUUCUGUUGUCGUUCACUCUGGUAUAUCCUCUGAAAGUGGGCAUUACUACUCCUAUGCCAGAAACAUCACAGGUACAGAGUCCUCAUACCAGAUGUGCCACCAGUCUGAAAGUCUGGCAUUAGCUUCCUCCCAGAGUCAUUUACUAGCAAGAGAUAGUCCUAGUGCAGUUAUGGAACAGGAUUUAGAAAAUAAGGAAAUGUCAAAAGAAUGGUUUUUAUUUAAUGACAGCAGAGUGACAUUUACUUCAUUUCAGUCAGUCCAAAAAAUUACGAGUAGAUUUCCAAAGGACACAGCUUAUGUGCUUUUGUAUAGAAAACAGAGCAGCACUAAUGGUUUGAGUGGUAAUAAUUCAACCAGUGGACUCUGGGUAAAUGGAGACCCACCUCUACAGAAAGAACUUAUGGAUGCUAUAACAAAAGACAAUAAACUAUAUUUACAGGAACAAGAGUUGAAUGCUCGAGCCCGGGCCCUUCAAGCUGCCUCUGCCUCCUGUUCAUUUCGGCCAAAUGGAUUUGAUGACAAUGACCCACCAGGAAGCUGUGGACCAACUGGUGGAGGGGGUGGAGGAGGAUUUAAUACAGUCAGCAGACUCGUAUUUUGA
Pipistrellus nathusii (Nathusius's pipistrelle) is the source of this 3126-nucleotide messenger RNA. The record is from the annotation of a GenBank genome assembly. NCBI's taxonomy places the organism in Eukaryota, Metazoa, Chordata, Mammalia, Chiroptera, Vespertilionidae.